AUGUCAUCCGAGGAGGGUAGUGUGAGUCACCUCUUGAAACAACUGGGUCUGCAAGACUUUUCUUCUCGUUUUUCUGGGCGCGGAUAUGACCGUGUGUGCGAUAUUUUAUAUCUUGAAAACGAAGAUCUUACCUCGCUUAUCCAGGAUGAAAAGCUACAAUCAAGCUACAGAGCAGCACUUCAGAAAGGUACUUGACAGUUUUGUAGUAAAAAUUAAAUUGAGAGUCACUUAAUAUGAGCAUUUUCUAGUCUUUGCACCUGCAGAAAAUUCUUUCGCCUGCUAUAUCAGUUUUAUAAAAUACUCUCAAGACAACCUCUAAUAUACUGACCUUGUAAACCAUAAACUGAACGCUGUUAUAGGCCAUUCUCAUUGGUCGAGUAAUCCUAGAAAACCCAAUUAUAUAAUACCAGUAGUCCUUGCGGAUACAAUAACGCUCCGUAUAUCUGUUAUCUGUUCUUUGUUAUCGGACUUAAGUGAAAUUAAGAGUACACCGAGUAAGCUGCGCUGUGUCGCAUGGUCUCUGCACUCAUGCAAAUAUUAACUUGUUUUAUGAAAACAUUAUUAUGACACGUGCAUCAACAACUAACAUCUUUUUAAAAAGUUAUUUCCGCCAACUCAACAAAUGAAUUAAACAGUAAUACUUUUAACGCUUUUAACCAGAUUAUUGCCCUACCGUGAAAUAAUGGAUUUAUUUCAAUGUUAUUGAUGUUUUCAAGGAAAUAUAUGGACAGGCAUUGUUUUAUAGGAACAAGUACUUCGAAAACUGAAAUAAUGAAAUUCACUGUGCGGCGAUGCAUGCAACACGUGUUCGAUAACAAUGAUCUGGAUCGAGUUGUAUUAUUAAAUGUCAUAAGAAAUGGUCGUAUGCAUUGUGACUGAUAAUCACUUUAUUCUGACUAAUUGACGCCUUUUUCACAUCGAAUAAAAUCUCGAGAAGAUUCAAAACAUGACCACUCAGCACUUCGAAACUCGUCAGACUUUUCAGCAGAUCUUGCCGCACGUCACAAAGUGGGCCGUUUCACGCUAAAUUUCGUAGAUUUAACUACAGUCUCAGUCAAAAGUGUUGGGACACUACUUUCUCCCUGUCCUCCCAAUGUUGGAGUAAAAGAUUUGCUAAGUUACCUGCGACAAACGAAAUUGGGAGAGAGAGGAGACGAGCGAGAACGGAAAAAAUAGCGUUCGAGUGGAAGUGUCCCAACUAUUUUUCUCGAAACCUUUUGUAUACAGAAUGAGGAUGGGAGAAUCCAUGGGUGAAGGGUUGUGGACUGUCGGGGGGAUUACAAAACAUAUUGUUCGAAAGUGGGUAUCGUCGACAAUUUGUAAGAGUGAAGAAUAAAGAAAGGAUGAUUUAUUAUUACAAGCUAGCAGGCCAAUUUUUCUCCUAGUGGUAUUACCAUACACGGAUUCUAUUUAUACUAGAGAUUAUUAGUUCUCCCAUCAUAUCGAGAAAAUACUGACUCUGACCUUUUUUGUGUCUCAUCCUACACUGGUUAAGUGUUUUUCAGAUUGGGUUUUACUAGAGCGAGGUCUUUAUUCUCCACUAAUCUCUAAAGUUUGGAAAGAAUUGAAAUAAAUUAAAAAAAUAAGGCUUAUUCUUUCCUUACUUAAGGUGGCUCCGUAAUUGAUACAAGAGCAUUUAGCUGUGACAAAUUUUCCGUCAUAACUUUUUCGAUUUUAACGCGAUGGCUGCGAAACUUUACAAAAAAACAACAGAUAUCAUUCCGCAAUAAAACGAAAUAUUCCGAUUUCAUUGAUGGUAAAUAUUUCUUGAGAAAUUAGCGCUUAAAAGGACCCUACUGUUCAAAGAAAAUCGCGUCUAGUAAAAAAUUUUGCUGAUAUUUUUUACUGAAAUUUCUGGUAUCGGCUUUCUUUGAUAUAAUAAAUAUGCCAGAGGAAUUUCAGAAAAAUCGUUGGAGCAGAAGUCCGUAACUAAAAGUCGCUCAAAAUUCAGCUGUGAAAUUGUUUUGGAAUUUCAAAAAUAAAUUACUAUCAGGAAGAAGGAGACAUCAGUUUGAAUUUUCGGGACAAGUAAAUUCAGUGACUGCUAAUUCUGAAAACAGAAGCCGAUUGCCUAUCGUGCUAUUCUUUAAAAGGUACUUUUCAGUUUUAGAAGCACUAUAUAUUGCUCCAAACUUUGCUUUAACGUCCAAUGACUUGUUCCUCGACAUUUUUAAAAUAUUCCUUGGCAGUUUUGGUUCAAACUCCUGCUACAUACAUUUUGAUGUAUUGCAAUGCAUCCUCAACGGCUUUUCCUGCUGUACGUUGUUUCCAGUUCAGGAAAAAGGUAUUGGGAUUGUAAGCUACCUUGUAUCGAAGCCCAGAUAGAACUGUCCAGCACCUUUGUUUAUGACCAGAAAAUGAGCACCAGCGGCAGCCCAGCGAGGAAUUCGCACCUCAGCCAGGGGGGACGAAUGACAAUGAUGCCCAUGUCUGUGAACCGAUCUGCAUAAACAUGUAUUGCAGAGCAAAACAUAAUAAUCAAGAAAAAAAUACCCAUUCAUUGAAGGAAGGAGUGACAAAAAUUUCACAGUUGUAAAUUUAUUCACGGGCAGUAUUUUUGCGAUAAUUUUAUUUUGCACUGUGAUGUUAUUCGCAGAACUGCCGCUCGUGCUCAUUUUUUAGUCAUAAACAAAGGUGCUGGAGAGUUCUAUCUGAGCUCUGAUACGAGGUAGCGUCCAAUCUCAAUACUUUUUUCCUGAGUUGGAAGCAACGAACAGCAGGAAAAGCCGUUGAAAAUGCAUUGCAAUACAUCAAAAUGUAUGCAGCAGGAGUUUGAGCCAAAACUGUCAAGGGAGAUUUUAAAACUGUCGAAGAACAAGUCAUUCUACUUCAGAGCAAGGUUUGGAGCAGUUUAUAGUCCUUCUAAAACUAAAAAGUACCUUUUAAAGAAUAGCACGAUAGGCAAUCGGCUUUUGUUUUAAGAAUUAGCAAACGUUGAAUUUACUUGUCCCGAAAAUUCAAACUGGUGGCUCCUUCUCCCUGAUAGUAAUUUAUUUUUGAAAUUCCAAAACAAUUUCACAGCUGAAUUUUGAGCGACUUUUAGUUACGGACUUCUGCUCCAACGAUUUUUCUGAAAUUUUUUCUGGCAUAUUUAUUAUAUCAAAGAAAGCCGAUUCCAGAAAUUUCAGUAAAAAAUAUCAGCAAAAUUUUUUACUAGACGCGAUUUUCUUUGAACAGUAGGGUCCUUUUAAGCGCUAAUUUCUCAAGAAAUAUUUACCAUCAAUGAAAUCGGAAUAUUUCGUAUUAUUGCCGAACGAUAUCUGUUUCUGUUUGCAAAGUGUCGCAGCCAUCCCGUUAAAAACCAAAAAGUUAUGACGGAAAAUUUGUCACAGCAAAAAGCUCUAGUAUAAAUUACGGAGCCACCUUAAGAGAUUAGUGAAGAGUGAAGACCUCACUCUGGUCGAAUACUCCUCAAUGAUUUUUCCUUUCAGACCCUGAACUAGUGAAAAUGUGGCUUCACUCUUUAGGACUGGAACAGUAUUUUAAUCAGUUUCAGGCCUCUGGCUUCACAAGUUUGGCCCUUUGCGCUAAAAUGAGCCUGCAGUCACUGACUGACAUGGGCAUAGAUCUUCCAGGACAUAAAAGGCGGCUUUACAGGGAAGGUAAUCAAACGACUAGGUCCUGCACAGAUUACAAACUUUCUAGAUGCUGUAUAAAAUAAUCAAAUACAGUGGAACCCUCUAUAUAGCGAAGAACCCGGUGUCACGAAUGAUUUUGUUUACCCCAUUGACAGGAAAAUAUAUGGGAAAGUACCACGAUAUAACGAAAACUCGUUAUAGCGAGAAAAUUUUGCUAGCCGAUCCCUUGCCACUUCGUUAUAUCGAGAUUCCACUGUUCACUCAGUGGAAAUUCCAUUCAAGGGGCUGCCUCGUUACCGAGGCAAGUGUCUCUUGAAUAAACUGCAGGUUGGGCAGGGGUUUGUCAAUAAUUAACCAAUAAAUAAGACAUUUUUCUUUUAUUCUUCCUCGGAAUCUGUUGUUAGUAGUUAUUAUUUCAAGCAGCUCGAUAAUUUAUUAAAAACAGUGAUUAAAUUAUCUCUGCGAUUUUGUAUGUUGAAUUUCCGCAAGUGCAGUACAUCGAUUUAGGUGAGAUAGUUUAUGUUUUGAAAGCUGUCGCCAUUGUGAUUAGCGCACACUCUUAUUAAUGAUUUUUGUGGCCAGUCACGUUUUGGGUGCUAAGAUGUCCCCUAAAUGGGGAUAGACCUGGAUUUCGGGACCCACAAAAAGUCUCCCUUUCCUCUGAAGAGAGCUGUCUCUUCAAUAAGCCCUUUGCAGCUAAGCCAUCUUGUGACCUACUUUUCAUAACAUUAUGGGCCAUAACUGAGCAAAUUUCAGAAAUGGAAAAAGCAUGUCGAAAAUAUCAAAAUGGCCGAGUUUGAGGCCCCCAUCAUUCAAGAAUGAGAUUUUAUGAAAGAUUUGUAUGGAAAAUGUUGUUGGAGAGAAAGGCCCUGCUCUCCAGCAAAAUUUUCCAUACAAAUCCUCUUAAUUUUCCGAAAGUUCAAACUGCUGUAUAAACAGUACUCUGUAAUUCCAGUGGUCAGAACUUGGCCAGUUUAGUAUCUUCGAUAUGCUCUUUCCAUCUCUGGCAUUCUUUAAGUUAUAGCCCAUAAUUUAGGCUUUUUAAGGAAAGAUUUGAUCACGUGACCCUAGCUGCAAACGGCCUACAGAGGUAACAAAUACAAAGAUUAUGAGAACAUUUAUCCGGGACAAAAAUUUUGUGUCCCCUGAAUGGGGGUGUACCAAAGGACAGGUUCCACUGUAUUAUUAUUAUUACAAACGUUUGAAACAAGAAACAAGAUCUUGGGUGACAUAGCUCAGUUAGAUGAAAAUAAUCUCUUCACAAUUUCAAGAAAGGUGUAAACAACACAGCAAAUACAAAAUAAGUUUCAAAGGACAAAAUUGAAGACGAUUAACAGGGAUGGUAAUUGGUGUUUAGAUUAACUGCAUGUUCAUUCUAACAGCUUAAGUUAUCUCUGUUGUUUAUAGUUUUCAAUUUCAUAAGUAGAUAUAGGUUUAAUGUGAUCGUUCGGGUGAGCGUAGUCCUGUAUAGGACUGUUGUUGACAGUUACUGCGAUUUCGACAACCUGUGUGGUAGUCAAGCCGUUCUAUCAUGUCAGUUGAAGGUAUUCUGGUUAUUGCAUGGCCUGAUUGGUCCGCUUUAGAGCGAAGCCGUAAUUUUAUCUGAUUUACAAUUUCUUUGCGCAAAUUAACGUUAACUCCCAUGCACAGCAAGUAGUGGCUAGUAACUGGCAAUACUUAACAGAAUGGUACAGAAUUAGCUUAGUAAAACAGCCGGCAUUUGGCGACGCCACCGCGCUGGUUUCCCCGCGAAAUUAUGUCUGGCGGAAACGAACGAAGAAAUUCUAUACUGAUGAUACGUCACUACCCAGGACUGGGCAGUGCUUCUGAUUGGUUGAAGCAAAUGUCCCACGCGGUACUACCAAUCAGAGGUACUGCCCUGAUCUGGGUAUGAAAUUUCUGAGCUGUGCUCGUUUCUCAGACUACAAUGCGAGCAGGGUAUUCUCAGACGUCAUUUCGAGGCGAAACCAGUAGUGGCAUCGCAAAAUGUCGGCUGUUUUGUCAGGGUAGUACGGACUGAAUUAUCUUAAGCUGAACCAUGCGUUGCUUUGAUAUGAACAGCUCAAAACCUGGUGAGACAAGGAAAAGUGGUGGCCGAGGGAGCCUGGGAAGAGCACGAGCAGUUAAGAGGAGGAAGGUGAGCGACUAGAUUCCCCGAUUUUCAUCUUUGUGGUGCGGGUAAGAAGGGGAAAGGUUAAAAAAGGAGGGGACGGGAAAGAAGGUGCAGCGAAAAAAUCUCCCCGAUUCCCGUCUGGGUUACGAGUAGGUGUCUCAACUUCCCUUACAGGUUCGGUAAAUUUCUUUGUCUCACAGCUGACAUUUUUCACCCGAAAGAAGAUGUGAAGGAUUUUCGUAGUCGAAGAGUUAAGUUCAUGGUUGACUCUGGAAGCGAUAUAGUGACGUUGACCGAUGAUAUCAUCGAGGAGUUGCAUCUCCCUAAAAUUGGCUGGUGCGAGCAGGAGGGAGCCGAUGGAAUCAAACAAAAAAAGCCCUUCUACAGCGCUUGCCUUGGUAUAGGAGAGAAGAAGAUAAAUGUUAAGGUACGUUUUGCUUUGACGUAUUGAUUUGCAGAAAUGGAGUUGAAAGACAAAGUUAUUCAUUCAACAUGUUUCUCCAUUUCUGGAAGGCUCAAAUUAGUUAGAGUUGAGCACAUUUGCAAGACGUUUACGAAAUUUGAUAAAUGACGUCAAUAGCACAGCGUUAAUGCCAGAAAAUGGACGGCACCCGAGAAGCCCCGGAGACGAAGUUGUUUAGGUACAGCAAAAACAAAGUGGCGGAACUUUUUACACGUUUGGCGAAGACGAAAUAGCUAAACGUUUAUAGUACUGUGCAAACACACACUGCUGCUCUACUAAAACAGCUGAGCUAACCAAGCGUCGUUCCCAGGGUGUCUUGGUUGUUGUGCUUUCUCUGUAGUUACCCAGCACCAUUGAUGUCCCUGACGUCUUCAAAAUUGGUUUAACUCCAGCUAGUUACAGUAGCCUCUUGUCUGGGUUAGCAGAUGAUUCAAGAGUCAAAGCUUACAUCUUUCCUAUGGCUGCACAUUAUGUCAUGAAAAAAACAAAAACUGAUUUAAAUCUAUUAUAAGAAAGCUUUAAUAUUGACGCAUUGAAAGCUAAGAUAUGAUGUUUCUUGUUAGGUAGUUCGAGAUCCAAAAGUAAACACUUUGGGAACCCCAGUGAUGCACGAAUUUUGUCAUCGCAUUGAUGAGAAAAAACAUUUUUGGCUCACUAAGGAUGUCGCCUAG
Molecule: messenger RNA, 6825 nt
Organism: Porites lobata
Lineage: Eukaryota; Metazoa; Cnidaria; Anthozoa; Scleractinia; Poritidae
Source: the annotation of a GenBank genome assembly